GACGCGGAGCCAGCCCGACGUGGCCGGGCCGCCCCCCGCGCGCGCCCUGGCCUCCCCGCGCGGCGUGGCGAGCUGCUGCGCCCCGGCAACCCGGGGCGAGCGGCUCCUCGAGGCGCCCAGCGGCGUGUCCAGCAGCGUGUCGAGCGUGCGGCUGGGGCUGCGGAGGUCGAGCCCCUCCUCCGCGCGCGGCAUCGCGCCCGGCGAGGGGCUGUCGGCGCAGGUGGUGUUGCAGUCACCCCCCCCCCUCAGGACGACGAUCCCCCGGGUCCCCCCGCCAGUGGCGGUGGGCCAGGCCUCCGCCAGGGGCUCGGCGGUCCGACACCAAGUGCCCCGCCCGACGGGGGCCGGCAGGCAGCAGCGGCCCAGUCGCUGGUGGUGCCCCCCGGUGUGGCCGCGGCCCCCGGCGCCGGGCAGGCGGCGGGCGCCCUCGCCACCGGCCCGCCGCCGCCCGUGGCGCUCGCCACGCUGCUGGCCGUGCCGUCCCCGGCCAAGGUGGCCCUGGGCCGCACCAGCCUCGGCAGACUCGCGCCAGGCCUGCUUGGGCAGAAGGACU
This is a messenger RNA of Prorocentrum cordatum, 553 nucleotides long. Lineage: Eukaryota; Dinophyceae; Prorocentrales; Prorocentraceae. The record is from the annotation of a GenBank genome assembly.